GGCGCACUUGGAUUUCUCCAAAAACUGUUCCUAAUUUAAUGUUUCAGUUCCAAAGACCAAAUUCAAUUGUGUCCACUCUGUUACUCCCAAGCUUACCAUUUUUUACCCACAACACUCCGCAGCCCUCUUCAUUCCUCAUAACUCUGAACUACUCAUACACAUUCACAUGGCUGUUGACUUCUAAAUCACUUUUAAAGCACCAUGCUUGCCCCUGACUUCUCUCACUUCCACUCCUCUUCUGCUUCCAUCCAUGGCUAAACCCACUCUUCGCCACAAGGCUUCCCCCUGUCUCGCCCACGCUCUACGCUUCCUCACCGGCUCAUUCCUUGUUUUUCUGCUCCUCUGGACCCUUCCUUCAUUCCUUACUCCUUCUAUCAACCCCGCCACUAAUUUGGACUCCUCAAACACCAAGUUCAACUGCAUUGACCCUCCGUCAGAUGCGUCCUCUUCGCUAAAUUCUCAAAGCCAUCCAUCUCUGCCCUACGACCCACCGGAUAUUACCUUCUACGAUGACCCCAAACUCAGCUACUCCAUAGAGAAGCGGAUCGAGAAAUGGGACGAGAAGCGCCGUCACUGGCUGAAACGGCACCCUUCGUUCGCCACCGGAGCCGGCGAGAGGGUGCUUCUUCUCUCGGCGUCGCAGCCUGCGCCGUGCCCGAACCCCAUUGGCGAUCACUUGCUUCUGAGAUUCUUCAAGAACAAAGUGGACUACUGCCGAAUCCACGGCUACGAUAUAUUCUACAACAAUGCACUGCUGCACCCGGAAAUGUUCUCGUACUGGGCGAAGCUGCCGGUGGUUCGAGCUGCGAUGAUAGCUCACCCAGAGGCCGAGUGGAUUUGGUGGGUGGACUCGGACGCUCUGUUCACCGACAUGGAAUUCAAACUCCCACUGGAUCGAUACAAAAACCACAACUUUGUCGCCCACGGCUGGGCCCACCUGAUUUACGAUCGGAAAAGCUGGACGGCGCUCAACGCCGGCGUGUUUCUGAUCAGAAAUUGCCAGUGGUCCAUGGACUUCAUGGACGUGUGGGCCAGCAUGGGCCCACAAACCCCAAAUUACGAGAAGUGGGGCCAGGUCCUCAAAUCGACGAUUCCAGACAAGCAGUUCCCAGAGUCGGACGAUCAGACGGGCCUGGUUUAUCUACUGUACAAGGAGAAAGAGAAAUGGGGGGACAAGAUUUAUUUAGAAGGGGAGUAUUACUUCGAAGGGUACUGGGCGGAGAUUGUGGGAACUUUUGAUAACAUCACCGAGAGGUACACGGAGAUGGAGAGAGAGGCUGGGGAGCUGCGGCGGCGGCACGCAGAGAAGGUGAGCGAGCAAUACGGUGCGUUUAGGGAGAAGUAUUUGAGAGAUGCAGGAAGUGGGAAAGGGGGUUGGAGAAGGCCUUUUAUCACCCACUUCACGGGGUGUCAGCCUUGCAGUGGGAAUCACAAUCAGAUGUAUUCUGGUAGUUCCUGUUGGGAUGGAAUGCUUAAAGCUUUGAACUUUGCUGAUAAUCAGGUGCUUAGAAAGUACGGUUUCAGGCACUUGGAUGCUCUGAAUCUCUCCGUCUCUGAACUACCAUACGAUUAUCCGGCCUAGAUUAUUAUAUGUAGAGACAACAUUAGAGCGUUUUGAAGUAAUAAAAUUAUGAUCUUUUUAGUGA
This is a messenger RNA of Cucurbita pepo subsp. pepo (vegetable marrow), 1646 nucleotides long. Lineage: Eukaryota; Viridiplantae; Streptophyta; Magnoliopsida; Cucurbitales; Cucurbitaceae. The record is from RefSeq and is a predicted model, not a curated record.